Salvelinus namaycush (lake trout) is the source of this 2422-nucleotide messenger RNA. RefSeq names its product endoplasmic reticulum mannosyl-oligosaccharide 1,2-alpha-mannosidase-like. Gene Ontology annotation, cellular component: endoplasmic reticulum; membrane. Gene Ontology annotation, molecular function: calcium ion binding; mannosyl-oligosaccharide 1,2-alpha-mannosidase activity. Gene Ontology annotation, biological process: carbohydrate metabolic process; N-glycan processing. The transcript is spliced from 14 exons. The record is from RefSeq and is a predicted model, not a curated record. Bases 274 to 2217 code for a protein of 647 amino acids. NCBI's taxonomy places the organism in Eukaryota, Metazoa, Chordata, Actinopteri, Salmoniformes, Salmonidae.
UUAAUUCAAACUUAAAGCAAUUAAAAAGCGAUGUGAUUUGACUACAUUAGAUUAAUGAAAAAAUAACUACCAAUGAAGCUAUGAUGUUUCAUGAAAUUAAUCGGGCGAAGUGUUGACAUGAGAGAAAGGCGAUAGCUACAAUGUAUCGUCCUCAGACAUAGUUACCUCUGUUCUGUUCGCUCAGAUGACUUUUUCCUGACACUGAGCAUAGACAUUUCUGCUGCUGUUGAGUAGAGGAUCAUUCUCUUCGAGCACUGUGCCUAUGACUUCACCAUGGGGUGGGCUGGAGACAUGCACCCACCAUCAAGGGAGGACUUUGUGUCUUUAACCCUCACUGGACAAGGAAGUGGCAUCUAUAAUAACAGUAAACAGUGGAGAAGACAGUCCUGCUGGAGGAAAUGGAAACGGUUAUCCAGAUUGCAGCGCAACCUAAUCCUCUUCACCGUGGCUCUCAUGUUAGUUUGUGGGAUUUCUACUUAUCCCAGUGUCACAGAACAUUUCCGAGGCCUUACUGUUGUUGCGAAGGAGGAAGGGGACCAUGCUCUGAAACCUGUCAUCCAUGAGGUCCAACCUGAGUUGGACAAACUGAACCGACCGCUAGUACCAGAGUCACCUUCAGAGAAGCAGAAGAGGGCAGCCCACAAGCGGGGGCCACCCAGCCUACAGAACCGACUGCAAAAGAAAGGGAACGUGUCAGAUACCCAGGUGGAGAAAGAGGAGGGAGAGAAGCCACUUGUAAACUGGCGUGUGGCCAUGAUGGACCAAGCCACUGAAAGAGGAACUGCCAAGGAAGCAGCGAACAAGGUGGAUGUCCCAGCGGUUGAGCAAGAGGGCCAUUCACACAAGGAGCCAGAAGUCGAUAGGCUUGAGGCAGUACGUGAUGCUUUCAGACAUGCAUGGAAGGGCUACAAAGAGUUUGCCUGGGGGAAAGAUGAGCUGAGGCCCAUGUCUAAGUCCUAUGGAGAGUGGUUUGGCCUAGGCUUGACCCUAAUUGAUGCACUGGACACAAUGUGGAUCCUCAACCUCAAAAAAGAGUUUGAGGAGGCUAAGACCUGGGUGUCCACAGAGCUGUCCUUUAAUAAAAACGUGGAUGUGAACCUGUUUGAGAGCACCAUCCGUAUCCUGGGCGGCUUGCUGAGCACUUACCAUCUGACUGGAGACAUUCUGUUCCUGGACAAGGCUAAAGAUAUAGGAACGAGGUUAAUGCCUGCCUUCAACACCCCGUCCAAGAUCCCUUACUCAGAUGUGAACAUUGGGAAGGGUACGGCCCAUCCCCCUCGAUGGACGUCGGACAGCACUGUUGCGGAGGUCACCAGCAUCCAGCUGGAAUUUAGGGAGCUGAGUCGCCUCACUCAGGACACACGCUACCAGGCUGCAGUGGACGAGGUCAUGCAGAAAGUCCACAAGUUGGAGGGGAAGCAGGAUGGCCUCGUCCCCAUGUUCAUCAACACCAACAGCGGCCAGUUCACCCAUUUGGGGAUGUUCACGCUGGGUGCACGGGCAGACAGCUACUACGAAUACCUCCUCAAACAGUGGAUCCAGGGAGGCAAGAAGGAGACGGCGUUGCUGGAGGAUUACCUGCAGGCCCUGGAGGGAGUGAAGAAGAACCUGCUGAAGAAGUCCUCUCCGAACAGGCUGACCUUCGUAGGGGAGCUUUCUCAUGGCAGGUUCAGCCCCAAAAUGGACCACCUGGUGUGUUUCCUCCCUGGGACCCUGGCUCUAGGGGCCCACCACGGCCUGCCAGCCGAACACAUGGAGCUGGCCAAGCAGCUGAUGGAGACCUGCUACCAGAUGUAUGCCCAGAUGGAGACUGGCCUGAGCCCUGAGAUUGUCCACUUUAACAUGCACGAGGGCAGCAUCGGAGAUGUAGACGUGAAGCUUGCAGACAGACACAACCUCCUGCGCCCUGAGACGGUGGAGAGCUUGUUCUAUCUGUACAGGUUCACUAAAGACCGGAAGUACAGGGACUGGGGCUGGGAGAUCCUCCAGAACUUUAACAAGUAUACCAAGGUUUCUACUGGUGGCUACACGUCCAUCAACAACGUCCGGGACCCAGAGUACCCCAGCCCCCGGGACAAGAUGGAGAGUUUCUUCCUGGGGGAGACUCUCAAAUACUUCUACCUGCUGUUCUCAGAUGACCCGGAGCUGCUCAGUCUGGACAAGUAUGUGUUCAACACAGAGGCUCACCCCCUGCCCAUCUGGCCCACUGCACAGUGAGAGAUACACAGGGCAAGUCAACAUGAAGCACACAUACAGUAAUACAUCACAGCUCAGGGCUUGGCUAACACCAAUAUAUCUUGUUAUUCCUUAUUGUAUAUCUCAGUGACUCAAAUUUGGGUUGGUUUACCCUCUCCUAAAUUGAAAACUCUGGGAGAAAUGCCUAUUUUUAAAAGCCAGAAUUCAUUGUUUGUUUAAAAAGUGA